Messenger RNA from Oncorhynchus kisutch (coho salmon), 6449 nucleotides. Its product is annotated as electrogenic sodium bicarbonate cotransporter 1-like. The transcript is spliced from 25 exons. Gene Ontology annotation, biological process: bicarbonate transport; monoatomic anion transport; transmembrane transport. Gene Ontology annotation, cellular component: plasma membrane; basolateral plasma membrane. Lineage: Eukaryota; Metazoa; Chordata; Actinopteri; Salmoniformes; Salmonidae. Gene Ontology annotation, molecular function: sodium:bicarbonate symporter activity; solute:inorganic anion antiporter activity; monoatomic anion transmembrane transporter activity. The record is from RefSeq and is a predicted model, not a curated record. Bases 421 to 3687 code for a protein of 1088 amino acids.
AAAGACACGCCGCACUCAAGAGCUUCUUCAGACACACGCAGAGAAAUACGAAAACGAUCGCGAAACUUCGAAUAUUUACUUAGAAUGGUGUGAUAAAAGCUAUCGUGGUAUACAUAAUCUAAAAGUCAGUUUCUAUGUGUUGUCGAACCGAUUAAAUGUAAUUGAUUACUGCCAGAUAGUUGUAUACGCAUUUGAAUAACUUUUCUUUAUGAGUUUAUUCUUUCUUCUCAAAGGCAGGAGAGAGUUGCUUAAUGGAGUGAGACCAACGUUGCUAAAUUGUUUCGUGUAAUAAAGUUUGUACGCAUCGUUUUGAAACCAAUCUCAACAACUUUCUUGCUUUCAUUGAGCAAGGCGAUUGGGACAUCGGCUUCAGUCUUCUGGAGUCAUCCCCGAGGAAACGCUGGACAAAACUCUGGCAGAAUGAGCACCGAUAAAAACAAGGUGGAGGAUGAGGCAGUGCUGGACAGAGGGGCAUGCUUUGUCAAGCAUGUCUGUGAUGAGGAGGAGGUGGAAGGUCACCACACCGUGUAUAUUGGUGUGCAUGUGCCCAAGAGCUACCAGCGGAGACGGCGCCACCGACGCAAGUCCAGCCACAAGGAGAGGAAGGGGAGGCCGGCGGACAACGUGGAGGGGGACAAAUCAGAUGGAGAGAAUGCUGACGAGGCAGCGCCCAACAUCCUCAAACCCCUCAUCUCUGCAGCAGCAGAGAGGAUAAGGUUUAUCCUGGGUGAGGAGGAUGACGGCCCCCCGCCCCCUCAGCUCUUCACUGAACUGGACGAACUGCUGGCCGUCGAUGGACAGGAGAUGGAGUGGAAGGAGACAGCCAGGUGGAUAAAGUUUGAGGAGAAGGUGGAGAAGGGAGGAGAGCGUUGGAGUAAGCCCCACGUGGCCACAUUGUCCCUUCACAGUCUGUUUGAGCUGAAGACCUGCAUUGAGAAAGGCACCAUCCUGCUGGACCUGGAAGCCUCCACUCUACCACAGGUGGUCGAGUUGAUCACUGACAGCCAGAUCGAGAUCGGUCAGCUGAAGCCUGAGCUAAAGGAUCAGGUCAUGUACACGUUGCUACGGAAACAUCGUCACCAGACCAAGAAGUCCAACCUGCGCUCGCUUGCUGACAUCGGCAAGACGGUGUCCAGUGCAAGUAGGCUGUUUUCCAACCAAGACCAGAACGGUAGCCCAGCCACGGCCCAUCGGAAUCUGACCUCCAACAGCCUCAACGACUUUUCUGACCAACCAGAUAGAGACCAGCUGAAGAAUAAGUUGAUGAAGAAGCUUCCACGUGAUGCCGAGGCGUCUAACGUCCUGGUCGGAGGGGUGGACUUCCUGGACACACCCUUCGUGGCGUUUGUCCGCCUGCAGCAGGCUGCCAUGUUGGGAGGUUUGACAGAGGUCCCCGUCCCUACCAGGUUCCUAUUUGUGCUGCUGGGGCCCAAAAGCAAAGCCAAGUCCUACCAUGAGAUCGGACGAGCUAUCGCCACCCUCAUGUCUGAUGAGGUGUUCCAUGACAUUGCCUACAAGGCCAAGGACAGACAGGACCUGCUGGCAGGCAUUGAGGAGUUCCUUGAUGAGGUUAUCGUCCUACCUCCUGGGGAGUGGGACCCUGACAUCAGGAUAGAACCCCCCAAAUCCCUGCCCUCCUCAGAUAAGAGGAAGAACCAGUAUAAUGCUGGAGGCGGAGGGGAUGGCCCCCAGAUGAACGGGGACACGCCGGGACAUGACGGGGGUCAAGGAGGAGGAGGGGGACAUGGACAUGUUGGAGAAGAGCUCAUGAACACUGGAAAGUUUUGUGGUGGCCUCAUCCUGGACAUCAAGCGAAAGCUGCCGUUCUUCGCCAGUGAUUUCUACGACGCCAUACACAUCCAGUCGCUUUCCGCCAUCCUGUUUAUCUACCUGGGCACCGUGACCAACGCCAUCACCUUCGGAGGGUUGCUAGGAGAUGCUACAGAAAACAUGCAGGGUGUGUUGGAGAGUUUCCUGGGCACGGCACUGACGGGGGCCAUAUUCUGUCUGCUGGGUGGCCAGCCUCUCACCAUUCUCAGCAGCACAGGUCCUGUACUGGUGUUUGAAAGGCUCCUCUUCAACUUCAGCAAAGACCAUGACUUUGACUACCUGGAGUUCAGGCUGUGGAUCGGCCUUUGGUCAGCCUUCUUCUGCCUGGUGCUGGUUGCCACAGAUGCCAGCUCCCUGGUCAAGUACUUCACACGCUUCACAGAGGAGGGCUUUUCUUCCCUCAUCUCCUUCAUCUUCAUCUACGACGCCUUCAAGAAGAUGCUGAAGCUGGCCCACUACAACCCCAUCAACGCUGACUAUGACCCCAACUACGUCACAAUGUACGACUGCCGCUGCAUGCCCCCACCGGACGACGGCAAUAUGACGGGUCUCUAUAUCGACGCCUCUGUCUGGAUAAACAAUGCUGAUCUGUCGGUAAAUGCCACAUGGGCGUCUCUCGACAAGAAGCAGUGUGUGGUGUACGGCGGCGAGCUGAUUGGUCCAGCCUGUGGCUUCGUCCCUGACGUCACUCUGAUGUCAUUCAUCCUUUUCCUGGGGACCUACACCUGCUCCAUGUCCCUCAAGAAGUUUAAGUUCAGCCGCUUCUUCCCCACCACUGUGAGGAAGCUGAUCAGUGAUUUUGCCAUCAUCCUGACUAUUGUUAUCUUCUGUGGAGUGGAUGCCUUUGUCGGAGUGGACACACCCAAGCUCAUCGUGCCAACUGAAUUCAAGCCCACCAGCCCCAACCGUGGCUGGUUCGUGCCCCCAUUUGGAGGGAACCCGUGGUGGGUUUAUCUGGCAGCAGCCCUCCCUGCUCUCCUGGUCACCAUCCUGGUGUUCAUGGACCAGCAGAUCACCGCCGUCAUCGUGAACAGGAAGGAGCACAAACUUAAGAAAGGGGCAGGCUACCAUUUGGACCUGUUCUGGGUAGCAAUACUACUGAUCGUUUGUUCCUUCAUGGGUCUGCCCUGGUACGUGGCUGCUACUGUCAUCUCCAUCGCCCACAUCGACUCUCUGAAGAUGGAGACCCAGUGCUCUGCCCCUGGGGAGCAACCCAAGUUCCUGGGUGUCAGAGAGCAGAGAGUGACCGGUGUCUUUGUCUUUGUUCUGACUGGACUGUCUGUCUUCAUGGCUCCCAUCCUCAAGUUCAUCCCUAUGCCCGUGCUCUAUGGCGUGUUCCUCUACAUGGGCGUGGCAUCUCUCAACGGUGUCCAGUUCUUGGACCGGCUGCAGCUGCUCCUGAUGCCAGCCAAGCACCAGCCUGACCUGAUAUACUUGCGCCACGUUCCCCAGCGUCGUAUCCACCUGUUCACCUUCAUACAGGCCCUCUGCCUUGCCCUUCUCUGGGUCCUCAAGUCCACUGUCGCUGCAAUCAUCUUCCCUGUCAUGAUCUUGGCCCUGGUGGCAGUCAGAAAGGCCAUGGACUACAUCUUCUCCCAGCAAGAUCUCAGCUACCUGGAUGACGUCAUCCCAGAGAAAGACAAAAAGAAGAAGGAGGAUGAGAAGAGGAAGAAGAAACAGAAGAAAGGAAGCAUCGACAGUGAAAUCGAUUUUCCCCCUGAGUACCCCUACAAUGACAAAAUCCCCAGUAUUAAAAUCUCCAUGGAUAUAAUGGAGACGGAGCCCAUGUUGGGGAAUAAGGAUAAGGCCUCGGACAGACCCCCGCUGUCUUUCCGUGACCAACACUCACCAUGUUGAGGACUACUUUGAGCCCACUACUGUAGCAAGGUAUCUGUGUGAGCGAGCCUGCGUGACUUAUUCUAUACCCCCAGACACCCACAGAUUUAUAUAGUGUGACAAUCAGUCAUAGAGUAUAGCGUGUCAUGGCUCUCUACCUUCUCUCUGUCUCCUCACUCUCUCGCUCUUUAUCCCUCUCCUCUCUUUCUAUCUCUCAGUCUGAAUCUAUUGAAAAAAACGGCGAGAUGUAAGUGUUUGUAUGAGAGGGGGGUGGUUGCAUUUGAAAAUCCUUAAUUUGCUGUAGAGGUCAUGCUCUACACCAAGGAAAACGUUGAAGUUCUUUGGAAGCCAUUCAUUGCUUAUUCAUGGGUAUGGUAUUAAUGAUUUAUAAAGCAUUUAAACUAAUAAUGCUGCAUGUAUUCAUAAUUCAUGCCUGUUAGGUAAUUAAGUACAACACACUUUAUUAUACAACUCUUAUGGAGCUGUGAAGUUGGACUUGACUGUCCUAUUCUAUGCCUGCCAGAACAGAUCAAACUUAAAAAUCCCAUUAUCAUUUCAUGUUCAACUGUCCAUCAUCAUAGUGUCCUUUUUGGAUUUCAUGUGUUUCUGUCCUUCACACCUGUAUUGUCAUAUUUAUAUAUGCUAAAUAUUUUUUGCUCUUGAACCAAAAUGUUGGUUUGGCUAUUUUCCUUCCCAGUGUGUAUGAAACUGAUAAACUUUUCUGAUUGGUCUGUUCUAUUAGUUAUGUUUGUUGCAGGGUUGAGGUCAAUUGCAAUGUCAUUAGAAUUUCUAAUUCAAUUCUUGAAAUCACUCAUGAAGUGGAGAAUUUCUGUUGAAUUACAUUCUAAUUUAAAGAAUUUUAAAGUUUUGGAAUUAUACUGUUUGAAUUGGAAUUGAAAAGAAAAUGUUUUUUUGAAUUGAAUUGCAAUUCAAUAUUUAUACAUUUCCCAGGUAAUAUAAUUAAUGCAAAAAGUGUCAAAUCGACUGCAGGAUUUGUUUUAAAUCAUUUAAACUUGUAUUUCUAGAUUUCUAGUAUAACUUGGCUAUCUGAACACUGACAUCAGCCUUAAAGCCGGAGGGAAUUGUUGGGGAUAAUUUCAAUUGGUAAUUAAAAUAUUUUAAUUGACCUAACAUUGGAAUUCAGAGGAAAUGAAUUAUCUCUUAAUUCAACGACUGACCUGGAAUUCUAAUUGAAUUUGUGGAAUUAACCCUCGUCUGUUGUUCCUAUCGGCUUAAUAAGAGACAGGAGGACACCAACUACGAUUAUCUGUAGUAGGGAUUGAAAUAUAUAAAUAUACUUAUUUGUAGCUCUACCUCUUUGACUUAAUUAAUGUACUGUAGGUGCCAGGCAUUAUAAGUACACUAUGAUGAACACGUUAUUAUUAUGCAAUGAUUUGUCAUCAUUAAUACUGAAUUAUUUGCAUGAAAGGGCACAGCACAGGAUCUCUACCUUAUCACUUUCUGAGUUUCUUUUGCUCUGUAACUAAUUCAUUCGAGAUUUUUAUUUGUAUCACAUUUAAAUAAAUGCAAUAACAGUGACGUAUAUUAUAUCGCUGAGAGAUUAAGUGAAAUAAUAAUUAAGUGUAUUUACAAUAUGACAAUUUUUCCAGUUGUCUGUGGGGCAACAUUUUUAUUAUGACCUUUUCUAAUGGAGUGAUCAUUUAGUAAGUGUUUUUUAAGGAUAUGAAAUAAUAUUAUGAUUAUGAUCUAUGAUAUCAUUGAAGAAUCACUGUGAGACAAUGCAAUAUUGAAGUUACUUGUCUUGCAUUUCUGCAAGAACUAAUGUUGCAUAUAGUGUACAGCUUUUCAACGUUCCAAUGACCAAAUAUUCAUUCACACCCAUUCAACAUUUAAUCUCCUCCACCAGCCAGCUUUCUCGGUUGCCAGCUCUCACAGAUGCAUUGCAGCCCUUGUAGAAAUGUAGGCUUAAAUUAUUUACUUGUGCAAAAAUUCCUGGACUGGAUUUGGACUAAUUGCAGUUUCUAAGUGGCUUGAAGAUAGAGCUUUUGGUUAUGUGGUCUUAUUGAUUACUGGGUUUGUAAAUUAUUUCAAUUGUAACAUCUUCAAGCAUUCAUCUCAGCCAAUUAAAUGAGAUGAAUCAAAACUUUCACUGUGAUUCUUAUCUAUGCUGUUAUCUUCAUGCUACUCUUACAGGAGUGUAUGAAAGCAAAUAUACUGCAGCGAUAAUAUAAUACAAUUAUAUUUGUAAUCUUGCGUGGUAUAAUGUCAAACAAAAAUAUUGUAUUGUAAGUGUAUCUGAAGUAUGAUAGAACUGUGAUGAAUGUCAAAAUGAUGGUACACUCUUAAUCAUGGUCCCUAUUGAUGUCGUGUUUUCUAUCCCAAAUAUGCCAGCUCCCAUCUUGAUCUGUCUUGGGGCAAAUGUUAGUUGUCUGUAUAUCUUGACAGCAUAUUCAUUUUCUAGCUUUCUAAGUUUAGGAUUAGUCCAUGUUUUGCUGUAAAAUUUGUUGAUUCAUAGGGGGCUAAUUUUAUAAAAGUUUAUUUUUAAUAAAGUUGACACAUUUGAGAAUCUUUAUCUACAAACAUGGUUCAUAUUUAACAAGCACAAGCACUGAGAUACAAGUGUCAGUUUAUUGUAAAACGUAGAACAGAAUAUUCAAGCAAUAAAACUACUUUAAGAUAAAUGAAUACCUGUAAGAUUUAUGGUAUUUCAUUAAUAAUUGGUAUAGACUAUUUUUGAAUGAGUAUGUUACUUAAAGUGAGUUAUUUGGCAUAUUUUUCAAAUGACAUGCAUAUUGACAGCAAUAAAGUCACAUACGAAAUUA